UCUUACAAGAAUCCGCUAUCGGCUGUGUGCACAACCGGAAUCAUGUCUAGUUUGGCGGUGAGAGACCCGGCAAUGGAUCGAUCGCUGCGUUCCGUGUUCGUGGGGAACAUCCCGUAUGAGGCAACUGAGGAGCAGUUAAAGGACAUUUUCUCGGAGGUUGGUUCUGUUGUCAGUUUCCGUCUCGUAUAUGAUAGAGAGACGGGAAAACCCAAAGGUUAUGGCUUCUGCGAGUACCAAGACCAGGAGACCGCGCUUAGUGCCAUGCGGAACCUCAAUGGGCGUGAGUUCAGUGGGAGAGCGCUUCGGGUGGACAAUGCUGCCAGUGAAAAGAAUAAGGAGGAGUUAAAAAGCCUGGGGCCUGCAGCACCCAUCAUUGACUCACCCUAUGGGGACCCUAUCGAUCCAGAAGAUGCCCCUGAAUCAAUUACCAGAGCAGUUGCCAGUCUCCCUCCGGAGCAGAUGUUUGAGCUGAUGAAGCAGAUGAAGCUCUGCGUCCAAAAUAGUCACCAAGAAGCUCGAAAUAUGUUACUUCAGAAUCCACAACUGGCUUAUGCGCUUCUGCAAGCACAAGUAGUGAUGCGAAUCAUGGAUCCUGAAAUUGCUCUGAAAAUUCUGCAUCGCAAGAUACAUGUAACACCACUGAUCCCAGGCAAAUCUCAGACUGUGUCUGGCCCUGGGCCUGGGCCUGGGCCUGGGCCUGGGCCUGGGCUAUGCCCAGGACCUAAUGUUCUACUGAACCAACAGAAUCCUCCAGCUCCUCAGCCUCAACAUUUGGCUAGAAGACCUGUUAAGGACAUUCCUCCUCUGAUGCAGACUCCUAUCCAGGGUGGAAUUCCAGCUCCAGGACCAAUACCUGCAGGAGUUCCUGGACCUGGUCCGUUAACUCCUGGAGGAGCAAUGCAGGCACAAGUUGGAAUACCAGGAGUUGGUCCGGUGCCUUUAGAACGGGGACAAGUACAGAUGUCCGAUCCUAGAGCUCCUAUGCCUCGUGGACCCAUGACUGCUGGUGGCCUACCUCCUCGAGGACUGUUAGGAGAUGCUCCAAAUGACCCACGCGGCGGGACUCUGCUUUCAGUUACUGGAGAAGUAGAACCCAGGGGUUAUCUGGGUCCACCCCAUCAAGGUCCCCCCAUGCACCAUGCCUCUGGUCAUGACACCCGUGGCCCUUCCUCGCAUGAUUUGAGAGGAGGGCCAUUAUCAGAUCCCAGAUUGCUAAUUGGAGAGCCUAGAGGACCCAUGAUAGAUCAAAGGGGUCUACCUAUGGAUGGUAGAGGAGGUAGAGAUUCUCGUGGGAUGGAGGCUCGAGCCAUGGAAACAGAGGUCUUAGAGACAAGAGUGAUGGAGAGAAGAGCAGUGGAAAGUUGUGCAAUGGAAGCCAGAGGGAUGGAAGCAAGAGGCAUGGAUGCAAGAGGAUUAGAGAUGAGAGGCCCUGGCCCAGGUUCAAGAGGCCCCAUGACUGGUGGAAUCCAGGGUCCUGGUCCCAUUAAUAUAGGGGCAAGUGGUCCUCAGGGACCUAGACAGGUCCCAAGCAUUUCAGGAGUGGGAAAUCCUGGAGGUGGCAUGCAGGGGGCAGGUAUACAAGGAGCAGGUAUGCAGGGAGCAGGCAUACAAGGAGGAGGAAUGCAGGGAACAGGCAUACAAGGUGUAGGCAUACAAGGAGCAGGUAUGCAGGGGGCAAGCAAGCAAGGUGGAGGCCAGCCAAGCAGUUUUAGUCCUGGGCAGAGUCAGGUAACUCCACAGGAUCAAGAAAAAGCAGCUUUGAUCAUGCAGGUUCUUCAGCUGACCGCAGAUCAGAUUGCCAUGCUGCCACCCGAGCAAAGGCAGAGUAUCCUGAUUUUAAAAGAACAAAUCCAGAAAUCCACUGGAGCGUCUUGAAAGGUUUUUAAAAAUACUUGGUUGUAGUUUCAUAGAGUUUAUUCUGUAGCAUAGAAAAUGGGUGCAAAAAAGCUGAUUUCUGCAUCCCUACGUACUUUAAUGAUAGGGUUUCCCUCCUAGAACCUAAUCACAUUUCUCGUUGUCUUUUGUGUUUUCAUUUUUAACUGAGGGUAGGGGGUGGAGGGAGUGGGGCUGUUCACUUUUAAGUCACUGUAAAUAUACAAAAAUAAUUCUGAAAAUGAUUAUACUAUACCAAAUAAGAUUACAAAGAAUGCAGCAAUAUUAUAGUCUCUGCACAAUGUUAACUACAUUUUUAAAAUAUUGGGUAAAACAAUGUGAAAACUGCACAUAAAGACUAAAAGGCAACCUGUUAAAUGUUAGUGUUUAAAGAUUUUUGGUUGUAGAAAACAUUUACCUCAAAAUAUAAGAUAUUUUUUGGUAAACCAUUCAAAAUACAGAAUCCUAUUUUGGAGGCAAUACAGCUUUGUAUUAGAUUAAACAUUGUUUUAGUUUUGGAAUUAUUUUGAAGUGUUAGGGCUAACAGGAUGAGUUUAAAUAUGUGGUUUUAGAGUUUUUUUAAAAAGCUGUUACCUGAAAAAUCAAGGAAUCCACCUGGUUUAAUGUAGUUCAUUUAUACUUCUCUUCAGAGACGAGCAGUAUUCUGCCCUGGCCCUGGCUGUGAUGAUUUUACAGGGAUAGUUCUAGGAUAAACCAGGUUACUUAAGUCUCCUCUGAUGAGACCCAGUAAUUUCUCAGUACCUUCCUGUUUCUCAAGAGUCUUUAAGCCCUAAAUCUGAAUCUGAGUGAUUCUUACAUCCUUCCCAAAAAAUCAGUGUCAAAGGACCAUCUGAGUGAGGAGGAUGCACAGCACUCGGCUUUUCAUAAAUAGUGGAAGGUUUCUUUCAGUAAAGCUCCCAGUUUCCUUGUAACUAUAGCUUUCACGUAUAGAUGGUAUCCAUUUGGUCAGUGAGAAUCAGGAGUUAAAAAUCUUAGCCUCAACAUUUAGCAUGCCUUUUUUUCUUGUUUCAUAAACUGCUUUUUCUAUUGCCAUUGUAUCAGAUCAUUGAGGCAAAGAUAGGUAGAGAUGUUCUAGACUGAAUACUUGCUCAGUUGACUUAUUACUCACUUUUGACAAGUCAUUUAAUCCUAAUAUACUUAUCCAUAAGAUAUACUUAAAAUCAAUAGGAAAGUGGAACUUAACACGUUUCCUUUUGAGGUACCGUCUAAUUUAAUUUUAAACCUUGAGGAUGUGGACACAUAAACAUUUUAUCACAGUCUAAGCAGUAAUUAACAGAAGAGUAAACUCCCAGAUGACCAGGUGAUUUUCCUCUGGAAAAGGAAACCCAGUAUCUAGUUACAGAAGGAAAAAUAUCUUAAUACAAGGGACAAUAUUGACACUUAGAAAUGAAGUUAUUUUCCCUUUGCCAGGCUUUUACAUUUUGAAUGGAUAAUUCAUUCUCAUUUUACAAAGUUUUCAUUCCUAUGCUGUUCUUUGCUGUUUGCUUUGCUCUUUGUUGUGGUGGUUUAUACUGUUAAAUUUCUUGUGUUUUCUGUUUCUCCUGUAUUAGAGAAGAUAAUUCACCUGUGUAUGUGUGAAAGUUCUAGUUAAUAUUCAUUUAGAGUUUGGCUUGGUUACUUUGAAAUUGUAGUUGCUUUAUCCUAAAGCUUUCACUGAAGGGCUCUAGUUGUGAAAACUAUUACAUUAUAAUCUUUGUUCUAGUAAAAUCUCUGCAUUGUUUAAUGAAAACUAAAUAAAAACAUUGUACAGUUAA
Messenger RNA from Marmota flaviventris (yellow-bellied marmot), 3647 nucleotides. It is a transcript of the gene Cstf2t, whose product is annotated as cleavage stimulation factor subunit 2 tau variant. Gene Ontology annotation, cellular component: mRNA cleavage and polyadenylation specificity factor complex. Gene Ontology annotation, biological process: mRNA 3'-end processing. The record is from RefSeq and is a predicted model, not a curated record. Gene Ontology annotation, molecular function: mRNA binding. Lineage: Eukaryota; Metazoa; Chordata; Mammalia; Rodentia; Sciuridae.